GCCAAAUCAAACAUGGCGGACGAUGAAGAGGCUGACGCUCGUCAAGCUGAUCCUUACGGACCCAGGUUAAUUGAAUUGUUUCGAGGAGAAAAUGGAUUUGGAUUUAACGUCCGUGGCCAGGUAUCAGAAGGGGGGCAACUGAAGUCAAUAAAUGGAGAACUGUAUGCACCGUUGCAGCAUGUAAGCGCCGUAUUGGAGAGUGGCCCCGCUCAUAACGGAGGGGUUAGGAUUGGUGAUCGAAUCCUUGAAGUGUACGUAAACAAACAUGACUUACUUUGUAUAUUAUGACUAUUAUGAUUAUGCACAGAUUGUUUAACGGGGGCUGGCGGAUAGUUACAAGAGUGGUCCUGCGUGGUGUUAAUGUAGAUAAACGUACUAACUUCUUUGCUGUGAUUAUUGAUAAAUAUCGCUGCCAGCUGUUACCAAUUGAAGACUAUUUACAAUACUUGCUCUUGUGAUUCAUCAGCCGAAAUUUUUCUUCUCGCUUUUUCGAAGGGAAUAAUCAGAUUUUUGACUUAAGAUGGAGCUAUGGUGAAAGUGGUAAUCUUUGCCAACAUUCUUUAACCUCCGGUUGUUUUUUGAGAUUUUUCCUGUUGAGAAAUAGUUUCAUGUAGUUGUUUCCACUUUAAAUCAUGGUUUAAUUUAACAAGUGAUUUUUUAACUUUUAACCUUUAAUUUUAUUUGAUUCUUUCCUCUUGAAUGAGAAGUCUCAAUUUUAGAAUGCAAUGGUACCACUCUAACUUGAUAUGUAUUUGACAAGAAUAUUCAGAUUUGAAGUCAUUACAUCAGGAUGAAGAAAACAUCUUGAGCUUAUUGAGGAUUUUUUGUUUUGAACUAGAAACUACCUCGCUAAUUAAGCAACUUAUUUCUUUAUUCCUCAUGGUACUUUGCUUAUGAAACCCAUAUAAUGGUGUACAAUGGUUUUUGCCCACGCUGACUCAAAGGAUGAUAGGUUUUUAUUUUUUGAACAGCCAUUGUUGAUCAAAUUGUUAGUCUUUCUGUUGAUGGAUCUCAAUCCAUUUUGUCUUUUCUAUUUGAUCUAGCUUGAUUUGUUUCUAUCAAAAUAGGAGCUUCCAUAAGAACUGGUCAACCCUUUCACUCUUAAGAUCUCAUUUAGUAAUUUUUCUCACUGAUAGCCAUACAAUUUUUCUGGUGUAAGUUUGGAGAAUUUGGUAUUGAAUCAACCAAUGAUCUCUUGAUUGAUAUUUUCCUUUAUCCUCAUCACUUGUUUGCUUGAUAUUGUAUUGGUAGUGUAAGGAAAAAUUCUGUCCUGGUCACUCAUGGGAAUUAAAGGGUUAAAAGUGGUCUACCACUGUCUAUAAGACUUUUAACUGCCAUCUGUUUAGCUUGUGAGAGAGGUCUUGUGUUUGGGUUUUUCCUUACAGUCCUUUCUGGACUGUUGUACUAUUAGCAACCACUCAUAGGAAAAGUUAUUGAAACCUUUGUCAAAAGAUACCUGAAUGGUUUAUGACAGUGUUAUUAAUAUUUAAGUGAGAUAAACACUGUAGUCACAUGUGAAGUCACACUUAGCUCAUGUUGGAUUUUGUCUGUUGGAGAUAAGAUGUAGAUUCCAUUUGUUCAAAGUUCACUGUGUUUGAAAAUUACAAUCCUCAAAGUUUCACUGGGCAAUUAUUAAAAGCUGUACACUUUGAGUGAAAAAUAAUGGACUGAGUAGUAUAGUCCAGAAAUUAAAAGGAGUAAAUUGGAGAUUUGAUAAAAACUACUGCAGGGUAAAAUCAUAAAAUAACAUAUGUUUGGCUAAUUUGCUAUCUAAGUGUUGGAAAUCAACAGUCUAAUAUAAGACUACUUUAAAUUUUCCUUUCUAUGACAUGGUAAACAAGGUGUUUUGCAAACCACAGGUGUAAGCAGUGUUUUUAUAUAAGAAGUUUUUUCAAUAUUUAUUGACAGGGGAUAAAGGGGUAAAAGAUCCCUUUUUUAGGCAAAAGUUGACACUGUUUCACAGUAAUUAUUGUUAGGUGGACUCUUUAACCCUUUUGAGUGACUGGCUUCUUGUUUCUCCUCGCCAUUUCACCCUUCAAUUAAAGAGUAUGGUCACAUGAAUAAAGGAAACAAUCAUUGAGUUAAGAAGCUCCUGAUCGUCAAACAAAUUAUCCUUUUCAAUAUCAGAGGAAAUGCAAAGAGAACAGGAUGGAGAAUAUAGGUAUUAAUGGUAAGGGUAAAUGGUUAGUGUAAGGAAAAAUUCUGUCAUAUUUAUAAAGUGAAAAUUAUGUGGUCAACAGGAAUGGUGAAAAUGUGGAAGGUGCCACUCACAAACAUGUAGUGAACCUGAUCAAGAAAGGCGGAGAUAAACUGACUUUAGUUGUGAUAUCUGUGAGUUCACAUGAAGCUGAGAAACUUGAGAGUGAGAGUUCAUCUGGAGGAGAAUAUUAUGAUUAUACAGACAAGAGAGCUGUACCAUUAUCAAUACCUGAGACAAGACAAGUUGUUAGCAAUGGUGAAACAUAUGUGGUAAGAAAUGUUAAAGUGUGUGUGUGUGGUUUUUUUUUGCAUGGUACAGUUCCAGUUCUGUGCAGAGUAUGAGAUCUCUUGUCUAAAGAUUAUCAUGAUGUCAUCUUGCACUUAUAGGAUGAAGGCAGUCAACCUGCCAAGAAAGCCUAAUUUAAUUCACCAAAUAACCAGCUGCAUAAAUAUUUAUGCAACAUGAUUGGAUGUUUCUGCUCCUGAAGUGGUGUACUUGUAUUUGAGGGAGGCAAAGGGUCAGGAAAAGGGUUAACAUGUGAUGCAUGACUUAAAGCCUAAAAUUAGUAUGUGACACAUGUAGUAGUAUAUCAACCAGUACAAUGCUUGAUUUGCCUCCCAAAAUAUGUGUGAACCAUAAAUUUUUCUUUCAUUUCAAAAACCUCAAGAUUUCCCUGAAAACUUUGUAUACAAGAAGAGAGAUUUGGAGUGUUUCCUUUUACGUAUAUAUGUGAUACGUGAAUUUUUCUAAAACUUGUGCAUAAAUUGGGAUCAGGACUGCCCCUUUGUUAACCUCACGUUAGUGAGAGUAGGAUAUAUGUCAGUAAUAUGUUGAUAUACCAGUAUUCUUUAGGAAGUUAUUUACAACAAAGGUUUUCCUAGGAAAUGCAAUCAGUCAACUACUUUAAAAAAAUAAAUUGAUAAAAAGCUGUAACUAGGGUAUAUUUAUCUAUUUUUGGUGAAAGAAUAUCCUUUUUAUAGGUGUAUAAUAUCUACUAUGGAGACAAGCAUAUUUGUUCCAGAAGAUACAAAGAAUUUUCAAAUUUGCACAACCAGGUAAAGAGGUUAAGAUUUUAUAAUUGAAUUGUUUGCUGAAUACAGCAGAGUUGUGUUUCCUUGGAAUAGAUAUGUAGAGCCUCACUUAAAGUCAGUAAGCUAUCAUUGAUACUUUCAUUUUCAAAUUUUCAAAUUUAAAGUUAACCUAGUUUCAACUUUAGCACAUUGGACUUGCCAUCUAGUUGUCCAGGUUUGAGACCUGGCUGGCAUAUGGUGCCUUUUUAUCACCCAGGGCACUGUUGUUCAAAGGUGGGUUAAGAUAACUCAGGGUUAGUGUGAAAUCUGAACCUUAUGGAGAAAAAUUCAGUAUAAUUCUUUUUGUGUACAAUUUGAUGCUUGGAUGGACUUCAAACAACAGGAGUAUAAAUGGGUCUGGUAGCACUGUCAGGAAGGUAACAUGUAAUGGACUAGCUUCACAUCAAGGGGGAGUAGCAACAAUACUAAUACCGGCGUUAUGCCACAGAAACCAAAAUAAGCUUUGGCCAGAUGGGACACUUGGCCCAAGUGUUGAACUACAUCUAUUUUUGCCAUCAUGGUAAUGAUAUACAGAGUCACAUUGACAUACAGGGAUAAUUUAUCUUCAAAUUAAUUAUCACUGAUUACAUUAUUUUUAACCUUUAAGUAAUCUGAGGCUUCUUUUGUCUUUGCUAUCAGCUUAAGAAGGAGUUUAGAGAUUUCCAGUUUCCUAAGUUUCCUGGAAAGUGGCCAUUUCACUUAUCUGAUCAACAAAUAGAGGCUCGUAGAAAAGCUUUGGAAUCUUACUUUGAUCAAGGUUAGACAGUAGUUUUUCAAUGAAAAUGUGUUCAAUAAGCUCAUAACUCUUGUUAUAGUAAAGAAAUGAUUUACCGGUACUCUCAGACUGUCUUGUGAAGAGGAAGGUAGAUGCCAUGGAAUAUCAGACCACGGAAAUUAUAAUAUUUACACCAAUGCUGAGAGCAAUUUUGCAUUUCUUCUACACACUACACACAAGGUGCAGCCAAGUGUGUCACUUAUGUUCCUACCACAUUUUAAUAUCUUCUCUGAUCUAUUAACAGACCCAUGGAAAUAUAGAGUCUAUUUGUUUUAUAUUCUAAAUAAGAAAAAAAAAUUGUCAGUGAUGAUGUGGUCUAGUUGUCUGUUCUCCAAUAAAUUUUUUUAGUAAAUACCAAUCAAAUUGUGUGUGUGAUUCAGAUACCUGGCCUGACUCUUCUUUUGAAAUCAAUCUUCUCUCUCUUACAAUUUUAUUAAUUAAAAUAAGCUAUUAUUACCUAGUUAGUGUGUUAAGCAUUGAGAAAAUUCAGAAUAGUUUCCCUGUCAUGUCCUGGAGUUUGAAUUUCUUAGGAACCAAUUUGAUAACCAAAAGACAAUAACAAACUGUGCUUGCCUAUUUUGUUCUAAGAUGCAAGAGCAUUUAAGUUGGCUGAGCAAACAUUAUUAGUUUUUUGCAUGUUUACGCUUGCCCACCUAAACAGAAAUAGAUAUACUUUCAGAUUCUAUUGUUCAUAUGUUUUUCAUAAAUGAUCAUAUUAGUUAUCUGAGGUUUCUUCGAAAGCAAACUAUAUGACAGGUAUUUCUGUAAGCACCCCUUAAAUUUGAAGUUAACUACAAACAAGAGUAUUUUUUCUUGUAGUAAGAUAAAGAAAUGUUUCAUUAUCAGCUUGUUUCAAAAUGUUUCCACAACUCUCCUAAUCACUACAUAUGCUGUAAUGAGGCCCUGGCAGGAAGGGAGGGGUCUCAUUGAUUACCACUGCCUAGUAAAGAGGAGGGCGUACAUAAAAACUUAUUGAUGAGAACCAAAAAAUUUAAACCCUUUUAAUUUUCAUUUGAUGUAGACUGUCAUUGUCAUUAUUAUUGUUAGGGCUGUUAGAAACAAAAAUUCAACUGCCCAAAAAAUUUUCAAUUUUAAGAACUUUUUCCAACUAGAUGUAAGUAAGUGUGAAUUGACAAGUAAUUUUUUAUACUUUCUUAACAGUUAAUUCAGUGAAAGUUAUUGGAGAGUCAGACAUCAUGGUAGACUUUCUCAAGUCUUCAGAAAACCAACUCCAGGUAUUUUGUGUGUUUCAAAAUAAAUUUUCCCCAGAGAUGGCUUUGAAUAAGAGUAAUUUGUUUUAUUGAAUUUACAAGUAUACUUGAAGUAAUGCUGUAAAAUGGUAUUUGUCUGUGUAUUUUUGAAGAACAUAAAGUUUGUUUUUUUGCCUUGAGAUUGAUAUGUUAAAAUUUUGAAAGAUAUUUAAUAAUAGUUCAUAGAUAGUGAGACAAAAAUUGUGUAUUAUCUCAGUCUCUGGUGCAAAUUUUUGUCCAAGAUUAGGGAGCUGGAUGCAUUUUUAAGUUUUAUUAAACCAAUUACAUCUAGGUUUAAACCUGAGUUGGGUCUUUGAGUGUUUUUAGAUUAGAAUAUAAGGGCAUUAGAGUAGUUAAAAGCAUUUGGAGAUUAUUUUCCACAUCUGAAUCAAAUUACUGGUGAAUUGUUGAAGCCAUCAAAAUUUAGAUGCAGAGGUCUCUGUAGUGUAUAAAGACUUUUUCCUUCUUUUAUGCAUAAUGGACUCCGGUGGUUGUGUUGUGUUCUUGGACAAGGCAUUGUAUUCUAACAGUGUUCUCCUCUUCACCUGGGAGUAUAAGUGGGUACCAACAAACUGCCAGGAAACUGGACAAAGGGCUGGUGGGUGGGGUGAGUGGGGGUAACCUUUGAUGGACCAGCAUCCCCCAUAGAGGAGUAGCAAUACUCUUACUUGCUUCAUUUUGUGUCUGCUAUGGAAAUGGAGAUCUGAUGGUUUUCACAAGCUACAUGGCUCUCCUGCACACUUCACCUUUUUAAAUAACUAGACAGGAUUGAAUGAGCUUUAGUUUCUCUAAUUUCUUAAAGUGAACACAAUGUUGUUGAGAGUGAGAACAAGGAGAUUCUCUUCAUUUUCUCUUCCAACAUUGUAUUUCAGCAAGAGAAAGAAGAGGAAGAUGGUUCAAUGAAAGUUGAGUUGAGAGUAUUUUUACCAGAUGAUUCAAUUACGACUGUGACUGUUCUGAAAUGUCACAAAACAGUUCAAGUAUAUCAGGUGAGCAGUGAAAAACAUUCAUGCACUGUGAUUUACACAAAUAUGCAUGUAAUGUUUCUUGAUUCUUUUUUUUCCGGUUUCUGUCAAUAGUAAGGAAGACUUCUAUUACAAAAUGAAUUAAAAUUUUUAGAAAGAAUUUUGCGAAUGGCUUGAUGUGUUUACGGUCUCUAACAGCACUACACUUCAACUUAAUGUAUACGAGCAGCAUUUAGUUCCAGAUGGAAACAUGAAUAAUUUUCUUCUGGGUUUCCAUUCUCAGGCCACUUAAUAUUUGUGAUUUCACAUAGUUGUUCUGCAGAGGAUGGCAAAGAAAUGUACAGUUUUAAAACAAACAUACUGAGCUGUUGUUCUGCACAUGAGAUCUUCUGUUUUGCCACAUCCUCCAUGUCAUUGUGGGGUUAGGCUUAAUUCCCCUAAUGCAUCAUGUAUAGGGCAGCAGAGAACUGAAGGACAGCAAAAACCUUACUGUGUUAAAACAUUUCUUGCUUCAAUUUAUGCAAAUCCUGUGGCAAAAUAUUUAUCUGAUCACAAACUCCUGUGUUUAGUGCAUUUGGUUCAGUCACCAAGUUGUAUUUUUUUUUAAAGUUUUUGAAAACCACAGAUUUACUAUUAACUGGAAGCAAAGGGUCUAGGGUGAAAGGUAGCUCAUCCACCCAAAGUAAAUUAAAGUUAUUAUUGUGAGCAACAAUAGUAUAAACAGAUUUCUGUUGACAUAAAGUGUGACAUCACAUGCAAAAAAGAGGGAUGUGGUGUACCCUAUGUUGAUUAUGAAGGAGAAAUUAAUAGUUUUGGUUAUUUGUGGUUCCUAGCAACAAUCUGAUUGAGACAAAAGCUUUAAUAAGGAGAGUUGAUAGUUAACUAGAAAUUGUCUCACUUGAUUUUAUGUUUAUGGAAGGCCAUGACAGAAAAGCUAAAUUUGGACCAAGACAGCAUCUCAAACUUUGCACUCUUUGAGAUUGGUGAUGAUGGUUUUGGUAAGUGAAGCAUGUUAUGCUUUUGUCCAUUAACAUGAAGGUCGGGUUUUAGUGAAUAUGUUAGACUAGCUCUUCUGAUCGGUAGUGUGAGUUUCAGUGAUAUGUGACUCUAAGCUGUUGUUUAUAUUUCAGAUCACCACCAGUCCUGAGUUGACCUUAAAACUACUAGGUUUUCACCACUGCUUAGUAUAGAUUUGUACUAGUUAUUCCUUGAAUAGCUUAGCUCGGCUUGUCUGAGCAUGUAAUUUUCAUUUUGCUUUAAAGGGUUAGAGGCAUAACAUUUUACUUUCAACUCUUAACUUUUUCAAUUUUAUUAUCACCAAAAUCUCUUUGCUUAGUGUUUCUCUAUUGGCUUUUUUUUUCCCUCAUAUUAGAACGCAAACUUGAACAGAACGAGUUCCCCCACAACUUAUAUAUCAAGAGUUAUACUGCAUCAUCUACAACCUGUCUUGCUUUUCGAAAGUGGAUAUUUACCCUAGCAAGGGUUUGUAUGCUAACGUUCUACCUAAUGUUGAGCCUGGUCAUUCAGGUUGGAUCUGUUUCUACACAAGAUAUAGAGUAGACAGAGUACUCAAUGUUUCAUGAGAGAGCACCUCAGCCAAAUUAAAGUGAUGUACUGGAAAGGAGUGGUCUUAAUAAUCUUUGUGCUUUAGUUCCCACCAGUUUCCAAAUGGGUGAAAGAAAAUAUCAAUUUCACUUUUGUUUUCUUUUUGCUUUUGUCCAUAAGAGAGGGCAUUUACCAUCUAUGUUUGUUUUUCAAUUGUCCCCACUAAGUUGAAAACAAAAAGUGACUUUGUGUUUUUCCCUUUAAUUUGUUCUUUGGCUGAAGUAGGGUGGCUCACCCAACCCAUACAUUACAUCCACUUUAAUGGUGAAGGGGAUGGUAGAUUUAUAUAAAGGUUGCAUACAAAUGCAAGGACAUCUGUUGGUUAGAGUGUGUAGAAUUCAAAGUCUUUGAUGAAAUGUGGUACUGAGGAUUUGAAAGGAAAGUGUUUUAUGUAUUUGUUGUGUAAUUGAACAGGAAGUGCAGAUGAACACUGAUGAGAGUGCGGUUAACCUCCUAUAUACUCAGGUAUUCAUUCUUCUUAGCAGGAGAAAGAUAUGUUUACAAAGAUUUUUCCCCUUUUUCUCUGUUAUGUCCUUUGUACACAGUUGUUUUGGACUGAACCAGACCAUUAGCUGCUUAUUUUAAGUCUCAGAUCUUUUUGUCAAUAAACUGGCAUGUGUUUAUAACUGUUAUAGUUUAUUUCUCAGAGCUAUUGAACCAUAGUCUCCAGCCGCACUGUAGGAGAAUGAUAUGUGAUGAGCUUUUUGAGAAACCAUGUUGUUCUUUGAACAGUUUGCGUGUUGGGCAGUAAAGGGUCAAACUUUGUUGCAAAUUAAGCUACAUUUUUGAAUCGAAGUUCAACCCUUGACCUGCAAUGUUUUUCAUUCGCAAGACUGAAUUUUUAUAAUUGAAAAUAAUGUAAAGGAGUGCCAGUGUCCGUUCAUACUGGUACUUUUUUAGUGAUGAUUUGUCAACGUUAAUCCCAAAGUAAGAGAUUUUUGUAGCGCUGCAAAAAUGGUUUCAUAAAUAUCUUAUUGAGUGUUCAUAUAUUUUCUAACAGUUAUGUUGUUAUUUUAAAACACACGCAGGCAGUUAGUGACUUGAGAAGACGAAAAUUGUCCCCUGGAAAAAACCUGCAAAAACUUAAAGACCUGCAGGCAGCAAAUAAAAAGAAAGAGGUAGGAGAUUCCCUGGUGUAUUGAUUUUUGCAUAGAGCACUCUGCUGAACAAACAUGUGCUGUGUUGUAAAGUAUGCCUUUGUUCUGUUCAGCCACAGGCUGAAGUAUUUGACUCAGUUGGUUCGCAAUGUUCUUCCAGAGCUUGUUCAAAACAUGGCUCACUCAUUUGGAUCCGAUCAUUUGAGAUUUCCUGCAGUGGAGUGCUUUGUUCUUUUUAAUGCACAGUUCCGUUUUUAACAACUCUUUCUUAAUUAAACCGUCCACUGUUACGAGAUUUUGUGCAAAUCAAAUGGCACUGAGAGAGUUGAAUCGAUGAAGAAAAUGAAUUCAAUGCGUUAACCUAGCUUAUUUUGUUUGCGAAUUCGUUACUAACUUAGAGCAGCACGAACAUUCUCGCUGCAUACACCAUCUCUUUGUAUAAUUUGUAUGGAGCAUUAUCCAGUCAUGGCAAACAGUUUAAACGAGAAAUCUCUGUUAAGAAAAAUCUGACCUAUUUUUGAAAUUAAGGCAAAGUUAAUGACUUGUUACAGUGGCGCCAAAAAUGUAAUUGGAAUCAGGUGAGAACAAGACCAAAAUGUUUCUGAUCUCCGGGACUCCUCCUCAAUGGCCACACUGUCAGUCAUGUCCUGUGAAAUAGGAGGUAGGGGGUAGGGGAAGGGGAUUGAGUGGUCUUUGUCUUUGUCUUUGUCUUUGUAGUGAUGUCAGUUUAGAAACAUGAUUGGCACGACACCUCACGCAAAACAGUAAAAACUCAUCCCUUUUAAAGCAUGCAGUUUUUUCAUUCAAUGUUUGCAGUAUCUUGAUGUUGCAAGGACGUUGGAUGGAUAUGCAACUGUUGUUUUUCCUCACUGUGGUUGCGAUGCGAGAAGAACUGGUCAUGUGAUCGUUUCUAUCGGUUUAAACUGUUUUCAACUACAAGCGUGUUCCUCCGAGGGUGAAAAAGAGGUCAGUAUAGUCCUAUUUUUCAUUCACAAAUGUUGACUCAAUCCACAUACAUGCUAGUGUCUUACCCAUUUUCUGCGAUGAGGGUCUUGAUGGGGUUAACCGAUAACUGUAAAAGAGGCAAAAAAUUUAGCCGUUAGGCGUAAAAAUUGCCAAAUUUUAACCGGUAGUCGUAAAAAAAGUUCACCGUUUAAAAAAAUUUCUGGUGACGACAAUGCAAUGAUAUUAACCAUUGGCCGUAAAAUGGCCAGCGUUUCAACCGGUAGCCGUAAAAGCCAUCACCCUAUUGAGACCCUCUGAUGCCUGUGGUUUUUGUGGCAUUUGUAAACUGCAAAAACAAUAUGAGAGACAGAAUACAUCACCUAAUUUUUUUUAAGCGGUUUUUUUUUCCUAUUAUUGCAAUUGUCUUGACGUCACGAUCUGCAAUAUUUAAGAGAUUUCUAAGUCGUAGCAACAAAUAUUUUGAAAUGGGAGGGAACAAGGAUGGCUUAGUGGAGAGACCGUUCGCCUCCUACCUCUUUAGCCUGGGUUCAAUUCCUGGACCUGGUGUCACAUGUGGGUUGAGUUUUGUUGUUAAUUCUCGUCCUUGCUUCGAGGGUUUUUUCUCCGGGUCCAAUUCUACCUGGAAACAGCGGACAAGAAGAGCCACUUCGUGGAACGCCCUCUGCUAAAUCCCACUUAUUUUGUUAUCAUUAUUAAAAUGGCGAGUGAGUUGGCCGGCUUCUUUGUUUCAACAGGAGCAGGAGCACACAUUUAACUGGGAGGAGCUGACACAAUGGGAGGCUGAUAGAGAAGCAAUGGCAUUUUGUUUUGAGUACAAAAAAGGGGAUAAAAAGCCAAAAUGGGUUAAAGUAUAUUCCACAUAUGUAAGUAGAUAUUUUAUGUGCUUUUUCCAUUCGUGAAUGAAUGACCGGCCAACUAAAUAAUAUUUCCUAGCAGAGUGAGCGAUCGCGACGGCCGCCGAGACUUGCGGAAUUGUUUUAACCCAAGACAACAAUGGCGCUGAGAACGUUUUGAAAAAAGACUCGACGAGAAGUUCAAUGGUUAUAAAACCAUGAAAUUAUCUUAACAAACAAAGAAUGCGAAAUCAGCCCGUUUCGUCAUUUUCUUGGCGCGAGAACCUCAUCGGCUCGGCACUAAUUAAGAAAUAAACGUUGUGAUUUAAUUGAGAAGAGGUCGCUUUCCAACAUGUCGAGAGCGUGUGGUCAUUGGGAAAAUAUUAAAGGCCAAGGUUAUCUGAAAUCGAUGUCGCCAUAGAUAGGGUUGACAUGAAUGGUGACUGUCUGAAUGACUGGGUAAAAUAUCGUCCCUAGUGCGUGUGGUCGAGUGUAUGAGGGUCAUGGUGGGGAACAGUGAGAAAUUGGACUGUGCACCGGCCUUACCUUGUUUUUCAUGUUACAUUUGUUGACCAGGGCUCUUUUCGUAAUGUUUUUUUCGUCUUUUUUUUUGCAGUAUGUUUAUAUGAAUGCGUGCGUUGACAGAGUCAUGGCUGAGAUCGAAAUGAAUAACAAGGUUACCUCAGAAUGGGGCACUUUAUACACAACUUUAUAUAUCUGAAAUCGACUGGACUUUAAGUCGAUAGGUUUGCAAGAAACUGAAAUGCUUCCAUCUGGUCUCAACAGGCUUGUGACCCACAAAGUUAGCGAAGUUGUUUUUUCAUCGAAAAGUCUCGAUACGCAAGGCCAUUGUAUUCUUAACUAGAAAGCUUAGUUACAAAGUUUAGUUUUCCCGCGAGAAAUGUUUUUUUUGUAGUUAGGCAUGGGCUUACUGAUCGCUCUCUUAAACCAUUCACUCCUAAGAUCUAAUGAGUGAUUUUCUUUACUAUCUGCCAUGCGAUUCGUCUCAUGAUGUUAAUUCUGAGAAUUUGGUAUUGGAUCAACCAGUAAUUCCCUAAUUUAAAUUUUUCUCUUAUUCUCCGGCAUCACUUGUUUGAUAUUGAAACGAGAAAUUCAGUCUUGGUCACUCAUGGAAGUUAAAGGGUUAAUUAACGGCAGUCGUAAGUUGUUGUUUUCUUUUGGAGAGGUUUUGCCAAACAAGAUUUUGUUCGAUUUGUAACUGAUUUUCUUAAUAACAGCACCCGAGCCCCGCCUUACAAUUGAUUGCUGUGUUCACUUUUUUAAUGAAAUGUGGAGAGCUUUAACAUCCACGACUGUGGGGUACGAUACAAACGAUGUGUCUAAUUGCUAACUGGUUUGUUACAGGAUGGUAUUUUACCAUUGUAUCCAGGCGGAAUGGAGGCAAACAUGCCAUCAGAAGAAGCAACUGGGGACAUUACAGAUUCACAGGAAACGGUAGGUGAACGAUAUCUACUCAAGCUGUGACUGUGUCACGCGUACAUUAUACAUACUUCAAUAGCUUCGAUCGACUUCAGUGUGGUCAUUGAAGCACCGAGCGUGGAUGUGUUUGUUUUGUUUUGCUUUGUUUUCAACGUAACUCGCUUUCGUCGCAAGUAGUAUCAUAAAUUGAACAUGAUUUUAUUUUCUUUACCUUAUCUUGUGAAAUCUCCUCCCUUUUACGGAACUCAAGUCUUACAUUAGCGCCAUGACUGUUCCAGACUUUUAUAGAGAGCGUCGUGCCUCUUACCCAGUCCUCCUCCACUGAACCUACAAAGGAUACCUCUUCCGUAAGAGGUUUCACGUGAAAGAAUACAAACAAGACAAAACGCUCUAAGACAUCUGAAUUUAGACUGAUUAGCGGUGACCCAAAUAUUCGCAUUUCCUUGCCCAAUUUUGUUUGUCAUUUUUGCUUGUACUGACCACAGGCGGCCCAAGCUCCAGCUGUGAGAUGAUCAUCUUGCGAAAUAAGAGUCAUGGCGAAAUUAUAAGAGUUUGUAUCGGAAUAUUUUACGACCGCUCUUAGGAAUAAAAAUACAGUCAAAUUCUCAAUAAAAAUACCUCACCUUACUUCCACAGUGCAUCGCUUGCUAUCUGACCGCUUACUAUGUUGAAAAGAACCAAUUUUGGCGAGUUAUCCAUUUCUAGGUUUACUGCGUAAAUAAGAAAAGCUUCUCUUGCGUACGUAGUCAACAGAAAUUGAUAACUCGCUAAAAUGGGUUCCUUUCAACAUAGUAAGCGGUCAGAUAGCAAGCGAUGCACCGUGGAAGUAAGGUGAGAUAUUUUUAUUGAGAAUUUGACUGUAUUUUUUAUUCCUAAGAGCGGUCGUAAAAUAUUCCCAUACAAACUCUUAUAAUUUCGCCAUGACUCUUAUUUCGCAAGAUGAUCAUCUCACAGCUGGAGCUUGGGCCGCCUGUGUACUGACUUGCCAUUAACACGAUGUAUUUCAACAAGUUAAAAAUGAAUUUUCUGCGUUUUUCAAAUUUCCUUUCGAGAAAACAUGAAUCAAAAAAAGCUUGAUUUAGCACAAAUGCCAAAAGUCAACAUCUUGCAAACGGCUAAAAAACGUGUUUCGCCAAACGUUUGUCAAUCAUCCAUCACAAGAGACGAUAACCAGUCGUUUUGUAAUGAGACAUUUCGUACUCAAAUUCAAACGAUUCGUAUCCCGUUUGUGUUGGUUCGUGUCCAACCCGCUGGUCGAUUUGUACCCGUUCCAACAUUGAGUUACGAUCAAAACGCAGGAGAUUUCACGAAAUACUUCACUAUGAUAGUGUGUAUAAGAUACAUGUACAGUUCUACAAAUAGAAAGUGCUACAAAUAGCGACACGUAAACAAUCGACCUCAUCGCCUGAUGAAGACUAACAGUAUUGUUGUCGAAACGUCGCGACCAACAUCCAAAGUGACUCCAUCGUGUGACAAGCGAAUAAAGUUCAUCUCCUAUGAACAGUUCUGUUGUGAAUGUACUGAGUACUUGUGAUCUCAGCCAGGUACGAAACGUGAAAAGCCACGGGACAUGUCCAGAAAAAAGAGGGGAAAUUUAUAUGUUCGGUUGCUCCUAGUCAAUGAUUUCUUAUAACACAAUACGAAACAAUACAAUACGAUAAUUUAUUAGAUACUCCUAAAAUACACUUUUAAUGUCUAAUUUUACAACUUGAUAAUAAUAUACAAUGAUGUUGCUAAUUAAACAAAGGGAUAAAAACUUAAGAUGAAAAACAGUUACAGUGAUUCUUAAUCAUACAUAUUGACAACUACGCCAUGCAGUGAAUCAUUUCCUGUCUACCUGUUGUGUGCCCUGAAGUUCUUUUCUUGCCUGCUUCUUAAAUUUAGUUAAUGUUCUGGAGUUUCCAGCCAGAGUAUGUCGAGAACUGUACGUCCCAAUACCAUGAGAAUAGGAGGACCGCUGAGCAGUAAACUUAUAUGCUCUCUUUCUUUAGGAGAUCACUGCCGCUUCCAACCAGAAGAGUCAUACCAAACCAUACUCUGCCAAGAAUAAUAAAUUUUCAAUGCCAAGGACCACCUCAAAGAAUUUUAAUUCCGCCAUCGAAGAUGAGGACUUGUGAAUUAAGUACAAGUAGAAAUGGUCUGAGACUGGCUUUCCUCGCUGGAUUUUUUACUUCACUAGAAGCACGUGUGUUGCCAACAGAGCUUCAAUUUGUGCCUUAAAAGCUACUAGUGAUCAUUAUUGAGGCUUCUUCGAGGCAUAUGAACUGUCAGCUCCUGAUAGACAAUACUUUUUUACUCACGGCUAACUUCUACUGAUAGAGGCCUGUGUAAAGUCGAUUUGCUUUAAGAUUUACCGUUUUAACUCUGACUCAAAACUUAGUAAUCAACUACAACCGCAACCUUGAAUGAAGUCUGAAAGUCUCGCAACUUUGGCAGAUAGAAGACAUCGAUGAUUUUUCAUGCCUAAAGAAAGAUUGCACUGUUUCUGACCUUUGAAUCUUUCGUUAGAGGAACCAUUAGGAUUCACGCCUUAUCCACUUAGGAGAGUUCAACACAUUUAUAAUGUUGUAUUUGAUUUUGAAUACUACACAAUUUUCAUUUUUGGAUGCGUGUAAAUAAAGGUGAUUGUACAACAAAUUAACCCUAUCGUUCCCACAAAGGAAGCUUGGGAAGACGGCAAUUGAAAAAAAAUAUAUUAAGAAUCGUAGUAGGGGGUUUUCAGUUGGAAGAAAGACUACAGUAGUUUUCGGUUGUAUAGGCAGGGCUUCAAAGAAAUAGGCGCAUAGUGUUUUGUCUAGCUAUUCAUAUGAUAUAGAUAUCAAAUACAGAGUCCAAGUAAGAAGUUGUAUUAAAAUAGUAAAUAGACAAUACUAGGACAAAUACUUUCAAGUUAUUAGAUCUGAGUCAAUAACCUAUUCCUUGUAGCCAGUAAAUAUAUUUUAGAAACAGGAAAUACGUGGCGGGUCCUAACAUUCUUUUGAUCUAAAUUAUAUUAGUACUUUGUUUAGUAAAAGUAU
Molecule: messenger RNA, 15218 nt
Organism: Pocillopora meandrina
Lineage: Eukaryota; Metazoa; Cnidaria; Anthozoa; Scleractinia; Pocilloporidae
Source: the annotation of a GenBank genome assembly